AUGGAACAAUUAAUUAUCAUUAGAACUAAUAAGGCAGAAAAGAUAAAGGGUUUUCUCGACCAAGAAAAGCAAAAUUACAAGGUCUUUAACCAAACCCAAAGAAAAAAAGAUUUAUUUGCUAACUACGGAGAAACCAUAAAAGAUAAAGAGCGAGAAAAAGAAGCCCAAGAGUUAGAAAAUGCCGAGGAAGAGGAUAUAGUUAACGAAGAAUGCAAAAAGUUUGAUAAAGUUUAUCCAUUUGAAAUUUUUAUUGAUUUUCAAGGUAAGAAAGGGAAGGCAUUACCCGACCAAAUUAAAACUUAUAGCCAUGGUCGAAUUAUUAAGAAAUAUGGAGUAUUAGACCCUAAAUAUUAUCCGGAAGUAGAAAAGAAAGUUAAGGAAGAAAGAGUAAAAGGAUAUGUAGGAGAAGAAAAUUGA
Molecule: messenger RNA, 417 nt
Organism: Entrophospora sp. SA101
Lineage: Eukaryota; Fungi; Glomeromycota; Glomeromycetes; Entrophosporales; Entrophosporaceae
Source: the annotation of a GenBank genome assembly